AUGCGGCCAACUUUUGCGAUCUCAGAAGAUGUGAUAAGUAUACAGCCGUCCUCCUCCCUUCUUUACCUGUGGCCGUCAUCCUCACUGCCUGUUCUCAUCAUCGGACUUGUCUGCAUCAGUCUUGUCCUCUGCAUUAGGCUUAAGAACAGGCUUCUUCUGCAUACGUCCUGCAGAUACAAACGGCGCGCUAGAGUACUUGCGCCACAGCCCAAUCCAGGCUUGGAGGAAGGUAUCGCCAUGGGCCUUUGUCCUAUCAAAAGGCAUCUUAGCCUGUGGUUGUUAGUAUGCGGGCAGGAAGAAGGCGGCUGUAGAACGUACGUCUAUAAGCUACUUCACAUAAUCCAGCUGCCUCUGUGCCUCGUCCUCAGACACGUAGUUAGGAAAGCAGAUUGCGGCGUACCGGCGGUUAGCGGGUAA
Messenger RNA from Ascochyta rabiei, 417 nucleotides. RefSeq lists its product as uncharacterized. NCBI's taxonomy places the organism in Eukaryota, Fungi, Ascomycota, Dothideomycetes, Pleosporales, Didymellaceae. The record is from RefSeq and is a predicted model, not a curated record. The transcript has a single exon. The coding region runs from base 1 to 417 and encodes 138 amino acids.